This is a messenger RNA of Laccaria bicolor S238N-H82, 3525 nucleotides long. RefSeq lists its product as uncharacterized. Lineage: Eukaryota; Fungi; Basidiomycota; Agaricomycetes; Agaricales; Hydnangiaceae. The coding region runs from base 1 to 3525 and encodes 1174 amino acids. The transcript has 11 exons. Gene Ontology annotation, molecular function: DNA binding. The record is from RefSeq and is a predicted model, not a curated record.
AUGCAAGGGUUAGCUCAACGAGUGAACCAUUGGGAGCGGCGCCCGGGCCACCAGAAACGUCGGAGCUGGCACGGACAACAAGCGAAAUCGUCUGUUGCAACUGAUGACACCACGGUCGAGGAACAGAGCGCCAACGCCAUCUACGAGCGACAACUCUUGCAGAAGAAGCAUGGGUUCCCUCUCUGGAUUCCUCAGCCCAAUACGGAACUACCAGAAUCAUACCAGCAAACUGGUGCUAGCAUCGGCGACGUCGGUUUGAUUACAUCUUACGGGGCCUUCGAUUAUCUUUUCAAUAUCUGUCUUGAUGCCAAUCACCCAAGUAACCCAGAAGUAUUACCUGAGAACUUCUCCCCUCUGUCACUUUCCUCUGCAGAUGUUCGGAAAUAUCCUGAGCAUUCAAGAGGGAGUUAUCUCGCCAGCAUUUCAGUAAAAAAACAGAGGGGGCUAACUUUCCGUGGUUCAAAAUCAGAAGGGGCGGUAUUGGCGAUGCCUGAGGGAGCUCAUCAUGAAGAUUUGCGCAAUCUCAAAGCAUUCAGGGACUAUGCUUCACUUCACGCAGCCAGCUGGUAUCAAUUCGUAAACGGGCCCCGUGGUUGCGAGCUUGAAAAUGGAGAGUUGCACCUCGUGACAGGCUGCGAUAAAACCACAUCGUGGGGCAUUGCGUCAUAUAACAACACCAUGCAGUCUGAUCGUACUCAAGAUGGACCUGUCUUGACAUUCCUUACGGUCCCUGGCGAUCACAGAUAUCCGUUGCGCACCACUUACUCCUGGGAACAUGAUGGCAUGGCUGAGUCAAAGACAUGGCCAGAACCUGACCUCAACGGUGUUGAGGAUGAUUCAGGAUCAUCCUGGACAACAUGGCCUCGCAACCAAACCACUUUUAUCCGCUCGUUCACGAUCACAGUUUCGGACACCAUAUGGAAAAACCUGCCCUUUAACCUCGCUUCGGAGGUGGAAACAGAUACUGUCGAACUUAAAUCGCCACCGAGUUCUUCAAGCUCUUCGCAAAGUAUACUAUCUAGCGGCCGCAACAAUGGACCUGUAGUGUUGAAGGAUUGGCAGAGCCGUUCACCUACUAUUCACCCUUCUACACUUAUUCUCAAGAUAUUGAUGCAAAAGCAUCCUGAAGCCAAGGUUGCUAUUAUCCAUGAUGAUGACUGGUGUUCUGUCCUUGAGGAGGAUGCAACUCAACUUCCGGAUGGUCCAGAGUUCUUCAAUCGAAUUCAAAGUAAAUUCGAUGUAGUCAUAGAUCAAAAUGGCACGCUUUAUUUAGAAGAAAAAGAAGUCUCCAUGAGAAACAAGGAAGUCGGCGAACUGUCAAAAGUGGAUGUUCCCAAGACCAUUGGAGCUGAGGUAGAAGAGAAGUUUACGCUACCCUUACCUUCGUCAAGCACGCCUUUGCCGUCAAGUUCGCAAACUGGUUUGAAUGAAGCUGCUUUCGUACCUCCCCUUACCUCGAUUCUGCCAAAUUUGUCUGUUCCGCCUUACACAGGCUCAGCUCAGGGCGACAACGUUGUAGGGAGCCAGCCUCUCCCGACGGUCCCAGCGGUACAUCUUUCUGGUGACCAGAACAACAAUAUUCCUCCACCUAUGGAAAUGUCCGCUUUUGAGCGAUUAUUCAAGCCUUUUUGCAUCAAGCUGAACAUCGAUUUACAGCAGCUAAAAAUUGAUAACAAGCCGAUCGACCUCUAUCAGCUUCACAGAAAUGUCAUGCUGGAAUCAGGGUUUGCGAUGGUGGAACAAAAGAAGCUUUGGGAUGUUAUUGGGGGACGUAUGGGUUUUGUGCAAGUCUCCGGCACCGGAACAGAGCCCGCAAAGUCAGGACCUGACAUCGCGCACCGCCUUGCUAACAUUUACAAAGAGUACCUAUUCAUCUUCGAACGAUACUACAUUGCCUGGGCAGUCAAUACGAGGCUUCGAGCGCAACCGGGACCUGCUGCUCAGGCGAUGCAUGUGCCACCUCCGCCUCCGUCGAUGCAGGGGCUGUCUUCUGGACAGGGGUCACUUUCUACGGCUAUGCAAAGGGUUGCUGCUCUCACUCACAUCCCGAUCCAUGAACUCCGCCGACGCAAUGUACCAGAGAGGGUUAUCGCGUUUUUAGAAGCUAAUAGAGCCGGUUUGCUGCGUGCUUAUGCCGCACAGAGGGUCUCCCAAAAUCCACCACAGCCUCCGGCUGCGAAUCAGAAUGUUGCUGGAAGCCAUCCCCCACCAUUAGAUCACCCCCGCUUCCAGCAAUCAUAUAGGAUUUACUGCGCCAACAAGAAUCGGAAGAACGAUACUCCACCACAAAUUGACGACAAACCGGUCGACCUCUAUCAGCUCCAUAGAAACGUGAUGUUAGAAUCCGGACCCAUUCAGAUACAACGGAAGGGACUUUGGAGCAUUAUUGGGGGGCGCAUGGGAUUCGCACAAUCUCCCAGCACCGAAUUGGGCCCAGCAAAGUGCAGUCCUGAUGCUGCGCAGAAGCUUGCGCUCGUUUAUAAAGAGCUUCUAUACGACUUCGAUGGACUUUAUAUCCAAUCGCUUCUCAAGGUGAGGCUACAAGCCCAAGGGAAAACCCCUCUUGCAACGAAGGCUGCCGCUCCUGCCGCAAGGGGUGCACCUCCGCCGGUGUCCCAGCGUGUAAAUGCACCUCCGCCGAUGUCCCAGCGUGUACAUGCACCUUCGCCGGCGUCCCAGCGUGUAAAUGCACCAUCUCCCUCGAUGUUCCGGAGUGUCAUCGUUCAUGCUCAUGUACCUGCGUCUGAUCUCCAUGAACGUGGAGUUUCGGAGAAAGUCAUCGAGGUCAUUGAGGCCAACCGUGGUGAUUUGCAAAAGGCUCACGCCGAGCAGGCCUUGCAAAAUCAAUUGCGUUUGAUGCAACAGAGUACUGGAAACCGGAGUGGGCCCUCCAACACAGUGCCUAACAUGAAAUUUCCAUUUGGUGGGUCGGCUGCUCAGCAAAAUACAGCUGCCGGGUCUGCGGCUGUAUCUGGAAUAUUACAGCAACGCAAUCUGCCAAACCCGCUUCAAGGCAAUAAUUUCCUUGGCAGUCGACAACCUCUUCCCCAACCACGAACGCAAUGGGAUCUGCCUACCCAACAAACGAAGGAGCAUUUGGACAAGUCCAAUCAACCCAUGCAGGGUAUCAACCAAACCGUGGCCCCGACUAACUCGUCCGUGCGUCCUGCCAAGCGGAAGACUCCGACGCUUCUUGCUGAGGCCAAGCAACCGAUCGCCAAAAGACUAUCUUUCGAGGCAAGGGUCAAGCAUGGGCAAGAAUCUCAAGAUACUGCGUCUGAGCAGGUCACUGAGGCCAUGGAUGUAGAUGAAAAUCCCAAAGUACAGGACACGUCAGAAGUCUCUAACAUCGUGAAUAUGAUCAUGGAAGCCUAUGAUCUGCAAGAAUCGCCACCUCUUCCGGAACCAUCCGACCUUGACUUUGAGGAGUUUUUAGAUUUUUCGGGAAUGGUCAAUGGUGGAAGUGGCUCCUCAAGGGCUGGGGCGUCAGAAUUGCACAAUGUUUCGCCUCCUUGGUCGUCUUGA